AUGUCACUGGGCCUACGUGCUUCAACUCCUGGGCUCAUUUAUGAUGUGGAAUACUCUGUUAAUCUCUGUUGCGGUUCUCGGUGUAACAAUUCGAAUGUUGAAGGUCUUGCAUCUACGCUUCAAGCUACCACCGGGGCCUCCAGGUAUUCCCAUCCUUGGGAAUCUCCUCCAACUUCCGACAACUCGACCAUGGCUGACCUUCGACAAGUGGAGGGAGCAAUACGGCAAAAUAUGAUUGUCCUAGGAACCCAUAAAGCAGCGGCGGACCUUCUUGAUAGACGAGCCAAUAUUUAUUCAGAUCGACCCGACCUCAUUGUUCUCAAUCUGCUCACUGGUGGCAUGCAUUGGGGCUUUGCUCGAUUAGACGACCUGUGGAAAAGACAACGCCGAGGAGCCCACGAGGCUUUGAGUGCUCAGACUGUCAAAGAGUACUUUGCAUAUCAAGAGACCGAGUCUGUCAUUAUGCUACACCAAAUGUUAACCGAUCCAGAGAAUUUCGCUGAUCAUUUUUCGCGCGCAUCCACAUCUCUCGCGCUCUCCAUAAUUUAUGGAUGGCCACCGUUGUUAGACUCCAGUCACCCACUGAUUCCUCUCGUUGACCAAUUCAACCGAGAACUUCUUGUGGCAGCUGCUCCCGGGUCGUUCUGGGUCGAAUUCAAAUACUUUAAAUGGAUGCAACAUCUUCCGAGAUGGAUGUGUGCGUGGAGGCGAAAUGCGGAAGCUUCUUUUAUCCGAGAUUCGGCCAUGUUCGAGAAGUUGUCUUAUGAUGUGCAAAAGCAGAUAAAUGCGGGUGACGAGGCAACGAGUGUAGCUGGAAAACUGCUACAAGACACUGGAGUAAAGGGUUUUUUUGAGGCAGCUUGGAACCUUGCCUCAAUUUACUCAGCUGGAGCAGAAACGACUGCUGGUCAACUUGCUUGGUUCAUGCAAGCGAUGAUCCUAUAUUCGGAAGCCCAGCGGCUAGCACAAGAAGAAAUUGACCGUGUUGUUGGACCGUACCGACUUCCUACUUUCGAUGACUACGAGCACCUACCAUAUAUAAGAGCUACCGUUAAAGAAAUCUUGCGGUGGAGAGGGGUAUCCCCGAUAGGACUACCUCAUCGACUUAUUCAAGACGACUAUUACGAAGGAUAUCUGCUUCCCAAGGAUACGAUCUGCUUCGUAAACAACUGGUCGCUUCACCACGAUAAGGCAAUCUACGGCGACGAUGCUGAACAUUUCAAUCCUGGGAGAUUCCUAGAUGAAAACGGAAAUUUAGAGUCUUCAAUCGUAGAUACCAGGGAUGAGGGUCAUGCAAGCUAUGGCUUCGGAAAAAGAAUCUGCAUUGGUCGGCAUGUAGCGAACAAUAGCUUGUUCAUUCAUAUUGCAUUUUUGCUUUGGGCAUUCAAUAUCACUGCGGAAGUAGAUGUAGGAGGCCAUUCCGACCUUCCGGAUUCUCUCCAAUGCAAAGAAGGUCUCAUCGUUCGACCGAGUACAUUCCGCUGCAAUAUCACUGUGCGUCAAGCGGACGUUGCGGAGAUAGUCGCGCAAGCGAAAGCUGAUAAGGGAAUCUGA
Lentinula edodes (shiitake mushroom) is the source of this 1554-nucleotide messenger RNA. RefSeq names its product cytochrome P450. NCBI's taxonomy places the organism in Eukaryota, Fungi, Basidiomycota, Agaricomycetes, Agaricales, Omphalotaceae. The record is from RefSeq and is a predicted model, not a curated record. The transcript is spliced from 11 exons. Gene Ontology annotation, molecular function: iron ion binding; heme binding; oxidoreductase activity, acting on paired donors, with incorporation or reduction of molecular oxygen. The coding region runs from base 1 to 1554 and encodes 517 amino acids.